AUGCCUGGUAGAACUAAAAUGAGUUGUGAAUAUCGUUAUUCACGUACUUUAGCUGAAAAAAUACACAGAGGUCGUUGGACUGAAGAGGAAGAUUUGAAACUUUUGGAGGCUGUUGAUAAAUAUGGAGCUAGGAAUUGGAUUAAAGUUUCUGAAUGCGUUCAGGGCCGAUCACCUCUUCAAUGUAGAAAUAGAUGGGUACAUGUACUCGAUCCUAAACGUCGUGACCGGCCAUGGACAUUAGAAGAGCAUAUAAGAUUGUUCUAUUUUAUUCGUCUUUUUGGUCGUGAUAAAUGUGCUAAAAUUGCAAAAUUUUUGCCCGGAAGGAAUAAUAUGGAUGUUCAUAUGCGGAUUAGAUUUUUGAUUAAAUUACAUAUUGAGGUUUUUAUUUUUUUGUUAAAUUUUGUUUAA
This is a messenger RNA of Meloidogyne enterolobii, 408 nucleotides long. The record is from the annotation of a GenBank genome assembly. NCBI's taxonomy places the organism in Eukaryota, Metazoa, Nematoda, Chromadorea, Rhabditida, Meloidogynidae.